This is a messenger RNA of Chelmon rostratus (copperband butterflyfish), 492 nucleotides long. RefSeq names its product ring finger protein 224 (gene rnf224). The coding region runs from base 1 to 492 and encodes 163 amino acids. The record is from RefSeq and is a predicted model, not a curated record. NCBI's taxonomy places the organism in Eukaryota, Metazoa, Chordata, Actinopteri, Chaetodontiformes, Chaetodontidae. The transcript is spliced from 2 exons.
AUGGACACGACGAUAUCACUGAGGAGGCAAGACCUGGUGUGCAUUGUGUGCUUCGGCAGCUAUGACCUGGCGACGCGGUUGCCACGGCGCCUGCACUGUGGCCACGCCUUCUGUCAGGCCUGUCUUAAGAGACUGGACACGGUCAUCAAUGAACAGGUGUGGAUCCCCUGUCCUCAGUGUCGACAGAACACGCCUCGGCCCAGAGGGGGAGCAGCAGGUCUGGACCUGGACUUGGCCUCCUUCCUGGGAGUGAAGGCCCAGCAGACCUGCACCUCCUCCUGCUCCCUGUCCUCCUGGAGCUCCGGCCACAGAGAGGGGAUGCCGGCUGGAGACGCAGCCCAGGACAGGAAGCUGUGGCUGGGGAAGGAGGUCACUGAUGACAGCUGGUCGCACGGAGGACUGGCUGAGCCACGCUUCCAUCGCUAUGGCAACUGUUGCCCGCUGCCAUCUUGCUGGCUGUGCUGCUGGUUCUGUUGCCCCAGGCGGGGCUAG